Molecule: messenger RNA, 1614 nt
Organism: Phyllostomus discolor (pale spear-nosed bat)
Lineage: Eukaryota; Metazoa; Chordata; Mammalia; Chiroptera; Phyllostomidae
Gene: NR2C2AP
Product: nuclear receptor 2C2 associated protein
Exons: 5
Coding region: 333-752 (139 amino acids)
Source: RefSeq, a predicted model, not a curated record
ACGCCGCCUGAGUCACAUCGCUUCUGCGCAGUGUCCAUGCGGUUCCGGGUCUACGUUUUGGUUCUCCCUUCCCAGAGAAACUGAGACUCGGAGCCGAGACGACCGCCUGAAACGCACAGGACACCUGGCCUCGGGUCAUUGGUAGUUUCCCCAAAACCCCCAAUUUUCCGGCAAGGGAUUAAUCAAGGGGACAUUUAGGACUGGAGUGAGUGGGGCAGUGACGGUUCCUGUCCGGUAUUUCAGGUGAGGACGUUCAAACUCAGAAGAUAAGUUCUCGCUGUUCUGGCUGCCUUGGAUCGCACCUCUGAGCCGUGAGGUCUUGUGGAGCUGAAAUGACCCACUCUUUGGUUUGCGCAGACACAAUGAGCAGGGUGAGUUCGGUGCUGAAUCGCAACUCGCGGCAGUUUGGAAAGAAGCACCUGUUCGACCAGAACGAGGAGACGUGCUGGAACUCGGACCAGGGCCCCUCCCAAUGGGUGAUACUAGAGUUUCCCCAGCGCAUCCGUGUCUCCCAGGUGCAGAUCCAGUUCCAGGGGGGCUUUUCCAGUCGCCGGGGCUGCCUGGAAGGUUCUCUGGAGAGUGAGGCUCUCAGUAAGAUUGUGGACUUCUACCCUGAGGACAACAACUCAAUUCAGACCUUCCCUGUGCCAGCUGCUGAGGUGGACCAGCUAAAGGUAACAUUUGAGGACACCACUGACUUUUUUGGCCGUGUGGUCAUCUACCACCUGCGAGUGCUGGGGGAGAAGAUAUGAGACCACGGGGCAGCCGCCCCCUCUAGGAAACCCUCAUGGAAGCACAGCCAAAUCUUUCAAGUUCUGCACAGGUUUAUUGAUUUCUUCUGGCAAGGACCCUCUCCCACCAUCUGUCCAGGAGCUGCCUUUGAAGCCAGUUCUGGGUUCCCCCAACUCUGGGUCAACCAUCUUGUUCCCUGAGUGUCUGAGUCCCUGGGGGACAGGUGACGGUCUUCACUCGGGGUCGUCAGGCACCAGAUUACUUUGGAAGAGUUUGAGGAUGUGGUUCUCAAUCACCUGUUGCACUGGAAAUAGGACAAGGAAAAGGAGGGCCAUGAAUGGAAUUGGGACUGCAGAGGCACUAGACCCACCUGCAUCCUCCCUUCAUGGGUUGAGCUGGGGGAUCCUGCCCUGAGAACUGCACCCUCCCCCAAGUCCUCUCUGCACUGGGACAUGGAUGGAGGGCCCACUUCAUAUAUGGGUAAAUCCACACCCCUUCCAGGACACAGCCAGGAAAACGGAGGCCCCUAUUCCAGGAACCUCAAUUUCCCCCAAGUUUAUAAAAAUGUGUUUUGGGAAGCAUUUCCGAGUUAUUGGUGAAUUGUGGUAUUUACAAAAGGACAAGAAGGGCUAUGAGGACUGAUGUCCCAAACAGAGGAGGACUCCUUGAAGCAAGGAGGGGUAUUUCCCAAGACCUCAAUUCCCCCUACAACCCCGGGGGAUUGAUUCUGUUACAGUCACCCUGUUUCAUGGGUGGUGAAGUGAAGGCAGAAGUAAGGAAUCAAACUGGGAUCUGUUUACACCCACCUCCUACCUCAGAGGGUGGCCUCAAGGUCCUGUGUAUUGUGGCCAGGCCCCCUUCCUCUGGGUGCCCUCACCCGGC